UGCGAGAUGGUUAGUGCACUGUGCGCUGACCCGCUCCCUCCUGCCGGGCUUCUCGCCAAGCCUUUCACACACUUGCCGAGUGGAAAUAUACCUGUGUCGAGUUCUAAGUUCCUUGACCUUGUCGUUGGAGAGUGGGGUAGUCGUGGAGGCUAGUUCCACUUUGCGGUUUUCGUUUCAUAGUUGGGUCCCCGGGGCGUGAUUGGGCUCAGUACCGACAAAGCGGAUUCUGGAAGUAUCGGUGUCUGGACUAGCGCACGAUGAAGCUGUGGAGGGGUUUGGUGCUGGUGGUGGCCUAGCACUGGAGUGUUGGGGGCGAGUAUUAGGAUAUUUUUCCGUAUUGCACCCUGUACCAAGAUCAUCCAAACCGUCACGUCCUCAGUCUAAGGAGGUUGCAACUUACAAGUCUUGUGAAUGAUUUGGUGCACGAUGAGUGCGUGUGGGUGGAGGAUGGGCCAAAUUUCUUCAAUGUGCCCUGGGAGGUUACGCAGCGACAACCGUAGGCAUGGACUCGGAGACAACAGGUUCCAGGGGAUAUACGGCUUGCCCGAACCACUUGCAGAAACUCUGGGAAUAUUGUUGUAGCAGCAGACCCCGCCCACCCGCUUAUGCCGCAUCAGGCUACUAGAUUGGCAUCUUGCAAUCGGGGUGUGUAUACGAGUCUUUCAACAAGAUGGCAGACGGGGACUUAGCCUCGAUCUUCCGCCAGCAUACUCAGCCAGUUUCGGAUCCUUGGGGGGUCGCCGUCCCGCAGCACCAGCUUUCCCACUUUCAACAGAUGCCGCAGACGUUGCAGGACACCGACAAUGUGCGGUGGGAUUACCCGAACUCAUUGUCGCCGCAAUCUCCGUUCGAUAUCCAGGAUCACAACUCAAAUUUUAGCACUAGAAUGUUGCAGUCGAAGGUAGGAUCGUACAACCACAGUUACUCUUCUCUCCGCCCCUCGACAAUUCCUCCGCAAAGCCACCUUCAGUUCUCUACAAUAUCUCCGCAACUGGUGGAACCUGUUCAGUCGCUGCAAUCGCAGACGCUCUCUGGUAACAAGCGGGACUUCCAGGGGUCGAGUUUUCAGGUGCAAAAUAAGCAGCCUACUCGGAGUGCCGGGAGAAACAUAUACAGCGAGGUUGUUACAAGUACCUCUCCAGUUGGGCAGGAGAAUCUGGUCACCGUGAGUCAUCACCAGUCUCAAUUUUCUGGGAACAAUUAUAAUAUCAGUCAUGGUCAGCCGUCGACGUGGCCGACAGCCCCAACGGGCUGCAAAGUCGGCGAGCUCGCCACGGAGUUACAACCUGAGAUACUGGGAGAUUUACGACCGGGACCGGGGUAUCUCGCAGAUCAUUACCCUGGGCGUUUGCUGCAGAGUGGUCAAGCUUACAACCAGAAUCAAAACCUGGGACCUCAAGGAAACCCUAAUGAUUUGCCGUCCGGAUCUGGGACUUUGUCGUCGUCGUUGCAGCAGAAUUUCCCUGGUGAUGACGGAAUGAUCAGAGUUCUUGACACGGCUUGUAGUAGACGGAAUCAGCAAACUUCUGCAACUGGAUUACAGCUCGUGCACCUCUUGCUCUUAUGCGCCGAAGCCAUUUCCAACCAGCAGAUGGACCUGGCACAUGUGGUGUUGACGCGGCUCAAUGCGAUGCUGGUUCCUUGCACUUCUACCAUGCAGCGUCUCGCCGCUGUGUUUGUGGAUGCCCUUCAUGCGAGGAUCACGAAUUCGGCCACUACUGGACGUUACAAGGGGCUGGAGAGGGAUAACGAUGUUGCAAUCCUGGAUAUGUUGCAGUCUUUCAGUGUGAUUUACGACCAUACCCCUUUCAUAAAACUCCCGCACCUGACGUUGAAUCAGAUUAUUCUCGACGCGGUCGAAGGCGAGCCUCAUGUCCACGUGAUAGAUCUGAACACGGGAUGGCGGGGUAUGCAGUGGCCAGGUUUCAUUCAAGCUCUAGCGUUGCGGCCCGGGGGGCCGCCCAAGCUAAGGAUCACCGCCAUUGGAAAAGCCGAUGACCUCGAGCAUUCUAGGGAGAAGCUGCAGGAUUACGCUCGCCAUUUGCAGGUGCCCUUUGAGUUCUGCCCGCUCGUUGUGGACAUGAAGUCCUUCGACGUGCGCUUGUUGGAUAUGCGAGACUGGGAAGUGGUCUGCAUCAACAGCGCCAACCAGUUCCACCAGCUGCUGAUCUGGGGGGACGAGUGCUUUCAUAAAUUCUUGUGCGAUCUGAAGUCGCUGAAUCCCCGAGUGCUAGCAUUCACAGAAAACGAUGCGGAUCAUAACAGCCCCAAGUUCCUCAACCGCUUCUUCGAGUGCUUGCGUUACUACUCCGCAGUCUACGAUGCUCUGGACUCCUCUCUUCCCAACGGUUCCGCAGCUCUCCAACAAGUGGAGCAUCUCUUCACUGGGCAAAAGAUUCGCAAUAUCGUGGCUAUGGAGGGCGAAGAUCGGAUAACUCGGCAUGAAAGUUUAACUAGUUGGUCCCGGCGGAUGGAAAUGGCGGGAUUCCGGCCUGUACCCGUUAGCAGCCGGGCCAUCAGCCAGGCAGGGCUGCUGCUCCGCAUGUAUUUUGCUCAGAGCGGUUACACUCUGCGAACAGAAAAUGGCAAUGUGUCCCUUGGUUGGGACAACAUGUCACUGGUGGGCGCAAGCGCUUGGCGGGCGUGAAUAUUCAUGCUGAGAUCGACUGCCUGCUCUCAGUGUACAUAAGUCAAAUCGAAAUAUUUCCUUUCCUGGUAGCCAAGUACUUAGACGCUUAAGUUUGUGGCUUUCUGAUCCAUCCCGAUCCGGGGGCGAGCUUUCGAGGUGCUUUGGUUAUUGAAUUGUGGACGGUGAUGCACCCGUUGCCAUGAAUUACACAACACGAGAGAGAAAUCAGAUACGAAUUUUUAUAUUUAAUUUGUACAGUUUACAUUGCUGCAACUGUGCAUACUGCGAGUCCUGAUCGCCACUUAGCUUCAGAAGUCACUGUGAUGCUGGUCUUUGGGGUCGUGUUGAUUAGUUUGUUGACACGACCUCGGUUGUAAGUCUAUCGAUCAGAACUCCUAGCUAGUUCAGAGGAUCUUGUUGCAGACGUUUUGUAUCCAUUUAGCUUGUUUCAUAGUGGUGUCGAUUGAUCGAUACACCGCAUUGCCCUGCUGUCAUUCGACCUUCGCACCUUGCCCCAAGCUGCAACUAAUCUCUGAUCUUUUAUGUUUAUUUGGAAAAAAAAGCUAGGUCACAAUCUUCUAGCUAUCUACAUUAGCCUGUGAGCCGCAUACGUUUAUGUCGCUCACAGUGUGAAUGUGAGCCUCUUCCACCUAUUAGAUGAUAGAUAGGACUGGGCUUGUUUUCAUAUACAGGGUUGUCGACGUCAAGAGAUGGUACGAAUCUAAGAGCUGAGAUUCUUGGAUCAGUGAAGUUUUUUCUAUGACAUGUCGACCUGUCCCCACAUGUGGGAUCGGUGUCAUUUUACAGCAUAAA
This is a messenger RNA of Physcomitrium patens, 3442 nucleotides long. RefSeq names its product DELLA protein RGL1. The record is from RefSeq and is a predicted model, not a curated record. Lineage: Eukaryota; Viridiplantae; Streptophyta; Bryopsida; Funariales; Funariaceae.